Molecule: messenger RNA, 6748 nt
Organism: Xiphias gladius (swordfish)
Lineage: Eukaryota; Metazoa; Chordata; Actinopteri; Istiophoriformes; Xiphiidae
Product: testis-expressed protein 2-like
Exons: 13
Coding region: 1587-4883 (1098 amino acids)
Cellular component (GO): endoplasmic reticulum
Molecular function (GO): lipid binding
Source: RefSeq, a predicted model, not a curated record
AUGCAUGUGAAGUUCAUCAUGUACACUCCUGAAAAAUUUAGCAGAAAAUCGUGUCUUUGGCAAGUAUGUAUCAAAUUGAAUGCAUGUUUUUGCUGUUAAUCGUUGCUGUGUAAUCACACUCUCUGUAGACCAGUGGAUUGUUAGCUUAUAUGACCUAUACAAACUCUUUGCAUAUUAAACUUUAAGCCAAAAAAAUGUAUGCAACUGAUCACAAUGUUUGCACUGUAUUGCGGUUUUACGGACAUGUGAAAGAGUUGUAUGACAUUUAUAGAUCAGUUCACAAUAACACAUACCGUGCAACUACUAAACCUGGGAUAUGUGACAGGUGCAUUGACUCAUAAGCACACAGCAACUUUUAUAGACGUAAUAACGUGGUGUGUGGACUGCAGUAGUGGAUGAACAGCAGUCAUGACUGAUAAAGAUUAGAUUACAAACUGUUGACUUUGGGCAUAUCAUUUAGAAUAUAAAGCCUACAAAAAUGAAGAAAAUUUACAUCAAGAGGUGCAGACAAAUAAUAAAAACAUUUGUCUUCUCGCUGGAACAUCAUGAACAUUUCAAGUCUAAUGUUUUCCCUCAGGUCAUACAAUGUUAUGCCUAAAAAUCGAGCUUACAUUAGCCUGUUUGAUGAGAACAGUUGCCAUUCACCAACACUAGAUGGCAACACUCUCAUUAAUGCCCCUAUUUAAAUCACAUGGUCGGAUUUACAGUGUAGAUUAUCCUGAACGUUUUCUUGACGCAGAAAUGCAUCGGUUUCAACAAUGUUUUAUGGUUAAGGUUUUUAAGAUACAUUUUUAAGAAGUUUCUAAGGUUCAGAUAAAUCACGUCAAGCUUUAGUGUAAAUAGUUCUGUAAGACUACAUAUUCCACGGACACCCUACGAAUCACACUAAUAAACCUAUAUACACGUAAUAAGGUCAAACCAGGAAAAAAUAUCCAGUUUGUUUGUUUAUUUAUUUAUUUAUUUAUUUGCAGGGCAAGCUAUUAAUUUAACAAGGGCUCCUUGAAUUUGAGCUCCUGUACAUUUGGAAAUAUAAAUUCACUUUUUUGUACGUUUGUUGUUUCCUGCAUUGAAAAACAGAAACCGCUGUGCAACAUUGUAAUCAUUUAUUUACAUUUACAUUACUGUUUACCUUCUCACAUUGGCCUCGUCUGCUCAAGGCCUGUUAAGUAGCUCUAUAGAAAAAUCGAUCGCCAACCCUCGACCACAAAGCAAGCCAGUUAUCGUGCUGCUCCGUCUCGAUUACUGUGGCCUUGAUUAGACGCCAGCGUUUUUUCCUUUAAGGAACUGCGUUUGGUCAGGCGGUUGUCAACAGGCUGAGCGAGAAAAGGAGUCGUUGAAACAACUUGGUACGUGGAACGGAUAACUCAAACGUUACCGUACGUUCCCGUGUCGAGAGAAGCCUGUCGACUCGCUUUGGAAGUUCAGUUUUGUUCGUUGUAUCCAGAUAAAAAUGAAGUCGCCUUCACACGAAGCCCCCUGAGCAACAUGGACAUGUGAAACUUGACUCUUCAGUAGGCAGAUGCAAGUCCCAGGCUGGAUUGAAUGGCACUGAGGAUACAAGACUGCAACUCAGUGGGAGUACUGCAAUGACCAGCCAGCAUCCUAGCCAUGCAGAGAGAGCUCACUCCACAGAAGAACAGCCACCUGCUGUGGCCCCCAAGCUCCAUGUACAGCGAUCGCUGUCAAAGGAAACCAUCACUAUCCACUUCUCAGCUUUUGGGAAGGUGGAAGAGGAGGAAGAAGAGCUCUACAGUACAACUGUCUCCACUACCUCAGCCACUCAAGAUGACUCAAAUAUUGUGACAGCCGUAGAAGCAAGCGAGGAGAUGUUUGAAGGGGUGCCACUGGACUCCACAGCCGAGGUUGCUGUCAUUCCUGAAUCAUCUAGACUUUCUCCCGUUUCUGGACACCACACUGCCAAUUCUCCCAAACAGACUCUGUCAUCGAGUAUUGCAGAGCAGAAAGGCUCGACUUCCAACUCCUGUCCUACUAAAUCUUUGAGCUUUCCCUCCAGUGACAAACCUUUUUUAAGUUUGGUGAAGUCUCUUUCCUCUGACGCAGAGUCUCGUGACGGGUUAUCUUCUGUUCCUGCUCCAUCAGUAAGGCACAGGCAUCUCAUGAAGACUCUCGUCAAAUCCUUAUCUUCAGAUACUUCCCAGGACUCCUCCUCCUCCACACCCUACCGUCUUCCGGAAUCCCGCCUUAACCUGCAACUCUUCAAGCAAUUCACACAGUCCAGGAUGCCACCUGCUACCAUGUCAUCAGCAGUUGACUCUAAAACUGCCCCUUCCUCUCCAUUAACAUCACCAGAUAACCGCAGCUUCUUCAAAGUGUCAGAUGUUGAGGCACGAAUUGAAGACACUAAGCGUCGUCUCUCUGAAGCCAUCUCCGAACCACUCCAACUGCUGAGUAAGAUCAUGGAUGAAAAGAGUGGCAGCUUAGUGAGCAGCAGCAUUUACCGGCCAAAGGCCCUCUCUGUCAGUGCCUCAGAACUCUCCAACAUUACUUCUAUCAAUGGUCACCUGGAGAGCAACAACAAUUACUGCAUCAAGGAGGAAGAAGGAGGGGACUGGGAGGCUGAGAGCCCCAAAAGCAGGGCCUCUGGUCCGCCUGAAUCACUGGUUAUUUCCACGAUUGAAACUAAGGGCCCCAACAAAUCAUCUUUACUUUCCAUGUCAUUGGACAAGUGCUCUAUGUCUGCUCUUGCUAAACAGGAGGAUGAGGACUUUUGCAUCCUGUACAGUGAGGACUUUGAAACUUGUAAUGACACAGAACAUGAUGGUGAUGUUAGAACUGAUGAUACUGGAGCUGGGAGUCAAACUAAAGUGCCACUAAGUGGUAGUACUGAACCGUGCAGUGAAGAUGAAACUGAAAGUAUUGAGUCAUUACCUAGUGUUCCACUCUAUACUCUCAUCAUCCUCACUGUACUGGUCUAUGGGUAUUUUGUAUUACCUCUGCCCAGUUACAUUGGAGGAAUGCUGCUUGGGAUUGGGCUUGGAUUCCUUUUAGCCAUUGGUGUUGUGUGGCUGACAGGACCAAAACCUUCUGGUGGUUUUAGACAUUCCAGAUACCAUGGGAAGCUGUGGAAUCUGACCAAGUUGGACAUUAAGGAACCAGACAUCUAUAAGGGCUGGAUGAAUGAGAUAUCGAACUAUGACCCAGAGACAUACCAUGCCACACUAACACACUCUGUGUAUGUCCGGUUGGAGGGUUCCAUCAUUCGUCUGUCUAAGCCCAACCACAACAUCGCCCGACGUGCCACACACAAUGAACCAAAACCUGAUGUCAGCUACAUCAGUCAGAAGAUCUAUGACCUUACCAACAGCAAAGUAUAUCUAAUGCCUCAGAGCCUGGCCAGGAAGCGCGUAUGGAACAAAAAAUACCCUAUCUGCAUCGAGCUUGGCAAACAGGAUGACUUCAUGUCGAAGGCUGAGGGUGACAGGUGGGAAGCCAAUGAGGGCGUGAGCAUAAGAGACAGAGUGGAGGGGAGUGGAGGAGCACAGGAACAAGGCUUUUCGUCUUCUUCCAGUAGGGACCUGACCCUUUAUCUGUUUGGAAGGACUGGGAGGGAGAAGGAAGAGUGGUUCCAGCGGUUUCUUUCAGCUUCCAAGCUCAAGCCAGACUUGAAGAAAACUUCCAGUGUUGCAGCAAGUAAGAGUGCUCUGAACUCUCACAGUCGCAGCAGCAGCCGCAGCAGUCUGGACGAGCAGCUGUUAUCUCAGCCCAGGUCAAAGGACUCCUCAGUCUCCUUAACAGCAGGCAGUGCCAAAACCAAGCCGCUAUUGGACUACAGUGUCUAUAUGGCCUCUUUACUACCAGAACAGGCAACAGUCAGUCCUACAGCUGCCAGCCCUGCUCUACAGAGUCCCCAGAGCAGCCCUGGAGCUGAUAAGAAGCUUCAGAGCACCACUUCAGCUCAGUUGCAGCCCAGGGGGGAGGAGGAGGAGGCUGUUGCCUGGGUGAAUGCGACUCUUGGUCGUGUCUUCUGGGACUUUCUGAGCGAGCCCUACUGGGCUGAACUUGUGUCCAAGAAGAUUCAGAUGAAGCUCAGCAAGAUACGGUUGCCUUACUUCAUGAAUGAGCUAACCCUGACAGAACUGGACAUGGGCUCAGCCACUCCCAGAAUCCUUGGGGCAUCCAAACCUUCCAUUGACUACCGAGGUCUGUGGUUUGACCUGGAGAUUUCCUACAGUGGCUCUUUCCUGAUGACCCUGGAGACUAAGAUGAACCUCAUUCGCCUGGGCAAGGAGGGAGAAAGCCUCCGCUUAGGGGAACUUGGCAAAGAUGGAUCCAGGCCACGGACUUACUGCCUGGCUGAUAGUGAUGAAGAGUCAUCCAGUGCAGGCUCGUCAGAUGAGGAAGACUCCUCAGAGCUCUCAAAUGACUCUGCUGGAGCAGAAGGAUUGGUGGGAGGCCACAAGCCCAGCAAGAUCAUGCGCUUCGUGGAUAAGAUUACUAAGUCCAAAUACUUCCAGAAGGCCACAGAGACAGAGUUCAUCAAAAAGAAGAUGGAAGAAGUGUCCAAUACACCCCUUCUGCUCACAGUAGAGGUGCAGGAACUCCAAGGAACGCUGGCUGUCAACAUACCCCCUCCACCCACUGACAGGAUAUGGUAUGGCUUUAGGACACCCCCCCACCUGGAACUGAAGGCAAGACCCAAACUAGGAGAAAGAGAGGUUACUCUGGCUCAUGUAACAGACUGGAUAGAGAAAAAACUGAACCAGGAAUUCCAGAAAAUCUUUGUAAUGCCAAACAUGGAUGAUGUGUGGCUGACUAUCAUGCAUUCUGCCAUGGACCCUCGCACAGUUGGUGGACCAUUAGUUGGCGCCGCAGUGGAGCUAGAGCCUUCGCAGCCAGAGAGAGACAGCUCCAGCCAGCCAUGAAGAUUGUUUACAGUAUUUUCUAGAGUUUAUGGAGACUCAAAAUGGGAACUGGAGCCAAAGUCAAUAGGUCAGAAGUGAGAGGAAGAAGUCCCUUAGUGAGUGGGUUACACACUUACCAUAGAGGAGAAUUUUUAAAGGAACAAGGUAGAGUUGACCAAGGAAACACUAAAGACAAACUGUUGCUUGCUGCUCUGCUCUGUGCCAGAAGAAAAGGUGAUUUGUCUUUGAAGGAUUUAUAUAACAGUAAGGACCUAUUGAAUGAAGGACUGAUUUGUGAGGAGAGGCUCAGGAUUGGGGGUUGGUUUAAUUUAUUAAGUGGUAUAUAUGGGGGUAUAUAUGUAAGUUUAUAAAGACAUGUGAACACUGAUGUGGAAGCAUUCACCAGAUACCUUACAGCCUGCAGAUGACAAGAUUCUGCUAAGGCCUGAGAGUGAGAUAAGCACGGUAGCCCCUUUUAAUUCUAUAAUUACAGCAAGUAGAGAUUGACAGUAUGAUAGUAUGUUGCUAUUAGAGGUGUUUCAUAGUGAAUGAUUUGUGAGUGAAGGAGAGUUGUAGUUUCAAGAAUUAAGUAUAAGCAGGUAAAAAAAGGGUAUUGGAAAAGCUCAGAUACUUGAUGUUAUGUUGAUUUACCAUAAAACAUUAAACCUUUAAGUGGCUUUAUGUGAGCAGUUCUGAUCAGAUUGUAACUAACAGUAUUCAUUAGUGCUGUGCCCACGCCCUGAACACCCCAUUCAUUUGCCAAACCCCUCUUUCUAUGCCAAUGAUACCAUUAUCCAUGUCAUCCACGGAAAUAAUGCUCAAGAGCAAACAUACAUUAUGUAGAAAAAAUGUCAUUCACUAUUUAAAUUCUAAUGACAAAUACACAAAAACGACAAGUGCAAUGAUAGAAAUGCUACACAGGCUUUAGUAUGAUUUUGUAUAGAUAUUAUAUUAAAGUGUAUGUCUGAUGAGAAGUACGAGGCCUCUAACACGUCUAUUGAAUGUAUGUAUUGAUAUUUUUGGUUUCUUUUGUUAUUGUAUGAAAAUAGUUUUUACUCAGUCACAUUUUGACUGGGCUAUGCAAAUUAUUGCACAAAUAUAAAUUUUUUCUCCUUUUUUUUCUUAUGAAAAACACUAUCUCAUCUUGCAUAUCUUUUUCCAAAUGUGUCAUUCAAUCCUUAUGUUAAUGGAGUACCAGGUGGUGUAUUUAUAUAUUCAUCAUUUAUACUUUAACGUUGUUAAUGUUGAUGAUGAUGUUGGAAGUGACUUUAAAUGACCAAUUUCGAUAUGUGACAGUGCUAUAAAAAGACUCUACCUGCUACAGUGUAUGUAGAAAGACACAACAUAAGAGACACUUGGGUGAAGUAAGGUAUGUACUAUGUAGUAGAGCAUCUAUUGCCAAGAAUGUAUAGUCUUAUUUACAGUUUCCUUCCUGAGAAUACUGUUUAACCAUAUUUCUAAUCUUAACCAAAGUCCUUCAAUUAGGCCUAUGGUGCCAGAUCUCUCUCUGCUAAAGGGUACACAUCCUAUAUUGAUAUAGCAUUGUGAAGUAAUAUUUACGAAUGUGCUACAAUACCUGCAUUAACAUUGUUUACGGGAAUUCUUACCUAGUUUUAAAUUUUUUGCUCUUAGCACUAUAACACGAAAUGGAUUUUUUUUUUUUCUGUACGAUUUUCUUUCCCUUUAAGCCUUGGUUACUUUUUUGUUAAGUAUUUGUUUUGAAUGACUAUGUGAGGUGGGCUAUGGUUGUUUGUUUUUUGGCUACUUCUUUGGAAUAAACAGAAUGAAAUAAGAUUUUUGAGGAUAUAUGAAGAAUAUGUUAUGAUUUGUAUCUGUGAAUUAUGAAUGACUUUUUUAAAUGUAAUUUUAAAGCCAAAUUCAGUGAU